Messenger RNA from Trichomycterus rosablanca, 1183 nucleotides. RefSeq names its product transmembrane protein 160 (gene tmem160). The transcript is spliced from 4 exons. NCBI's taxonomy places the organism in Eukaryota, Metazoa, Chordata, Actinopteri, Siluriformes, Trichomycteridae. The coding region runs from base 26 to 688 and encodes 220 amino acids. The record is from RefSeq and is a predicted model, not a curated record.
AUGUGGUGUUGUGCAUGAUAAAGCUAUGGCUUCUCUCAGCUGGUUCUCGUGUAGACGGUUGUACCGGUGUGUUUAUCCUCUGUGUACUGGUGCGAUAAGGAUCAGCGGGCAGCGUGGUGUGUUUAUACCGGGCCGCUGUGAGCUUGUACCCGGGCGGCAGCUGCACAGAGCACCGCGGCGCUGGCAGUUUGAAAAAGGGACGUGGGGAAAAACUCGACCAGACCAACAACACCUCACUGAACUGGAUAAAGCAGAUGCUCUGAUGCUGAGGAAGUCACAUGAAACUGGCUUCCUGUCAUGGUUCCGAAAUGGUUUGUUGGCUACUGGGAUUGGAGUCAUUGCCUUUGUGCAGAGUGAUGUAGGACGAGAAGCUGGAUAUGCAUUCUUCAUCUUGGGUGGACUGUGUGUAUCGUUUGGUGGAGCAUCCUACAUGACCAGUUUGCUGUCUUUGAGGAGAAUCAUGCUGCUCUCUGUCCCGUCUGUGCUCCUCCACUCCACAGUGGUGUUCAGUGCCGCCCUCUUCUGGCUGUGUGCUGUAUCACUUUACAUAGGCCGGCUCGAAGUAGAGAUCAUCAGAGAUGAAGAUGAGGACGAAAAAGAGGAUGGUGGUGAUGAAGGGAGUGUGUGUACAGAGUGUGGGGCUCGGCAAAACAGGCGCCAUGCAUGUGACAGAGGCCAGGAGAAAUAAUGCAAAGACUCAUGGGCAUUAUUAAAUUUUGCUCCGAUCAUCCGUCUGAUCCUGUACAUGUAUAUAAAUAGACAGAAGGUAAACGUAAUGUUACUUUAACAGAAGUGGCAAUCCAUUGUGUUAUUAUGCUGGUUUAUUAUACAAAGAUUGAAGGGCCUGCUGGGGCUAUUGCUUUAAACUGGUCUGUUUUCUUAUUGGUGCAUAAGAAUCAGGGCUAAUGAAAAUGUGAACCCUUUGCAAAUAAUUAGAUUUCUGUAUUAAUUACAUGUAAAAGUGUAAAAGGUUUGAACAUUACAAACCAACACAUUCUGCCUAAGUUAAAAAACACACAAUUUUACUUUUCAUGUCUUGUAUAUUAAAUAAUAUUUUUUUCUUGUGGUGAAAAAAUGGAAUAAGAAUGUAAAGUUUGCCCGAUACAUUUAACCAAUAACUAAUCAUUAUGUGCUUGGUUCAUGCUCAACUAAUAGCAACCCAUUAAAUAAAAUAUCGAACCAU